Messenger RNA from Lottia gigantea (owl limpet), 765 nucleotides. RefSeq lists its product as hypothetical. The transcript is spliced from 4 exons. Lineage: Eukaryota; Metazoa; Mollusca; Gastropoda; Lottiidae. The record is from RefSeq and is a predicted model, not a curated record. The coding region runs from base 205 to 516 and encodes 103 amino acids.
GGAAAUAUUGCAACCACCACCUAGCAACUUGUCAAAGGAUUUUAAAACAUUCUUUCAUCAUCCAAUCAGAAACAUGUAACGAUGAGUGCAGUUAUUAAACAUCCACGUAGACUAUGUUAGAGGCAGAUGCGCACCUUUGCCUCAAGCAGUCAAAUUGCAUUUCGUAUCGCAGCCUCUUCCUAAGGAUCAUAUCAAAAUCUGAAGAUGAAGACUAUUGUUCUACUAUCUCUUCUGGCAAUUGCCCUGAAUCAUGUUAAUGGUGGAGAACUGGGAUGUGUUUCGUCCACAGUUCAAUGUGGCACCAUCAAUCUCGGCAUACUUGAUGCUUCAACUUGCGAAGACAAGGCACCUUUUUUCAAGUGUUUACGCGAUAAGGGGUGUUCUCGAGCUGAUGAUACUUACAAAAAACAAGUGACACUUCACAAAUACGAACGUUGUGGAGCAUCAGCUAUAAUUAUGGGAUGGACAUUACCAAUUCUGAUGUUUACAGUAGCUAAAUAUUUCUCUAAGAAUUAAUGUUCAUGAUAUUUUCUCCUUUUCCAGUUAAUACUAAUCUGUUCCUUUAAAUGUAAUCUAAUGUGAAAACAAAAUUUGCUAUUGAAAUUUAAAAUUGGAUUUUUUUUUCUCACAUCUUGAAUUUAAAAUAAAAUAUUGACAUUGUCUUCCUAAUUGUUGUUGUUGUUUGUUGUAAAAAAUUUUUUUUUAAUAAAUUGUCAUAUUCUUCUGUUAUUAAUAUUAUACUUGAAUAAAGUUUUAUAAAAGUUA